Fragaria vesca subsp. vesca is the source of this 752-nucleotide messenger RNA. RefSeq lists its product as uncharacterized. The record is from RefSeq and is a predicted model, not a curated record. The transcript is spliced from 2 exons. Bases 151 to 528 code for a protein of 125 amino acids. NCBI's taxonomy places the organism in Eukaryota, Viridiplantae, Streptophyta, Magnoliopsida, Rosales, Rosaceae.
AAAAAAAAAAAAAUGCUAUAGGGUCCACAACUAAGGGUACCUUAUCUAGUUCCAGCCAAUAGCAUUCUAUUUCCAGUUACAUGUAAAGCUCCAUAGCCUCGAAAAAUGAAAACCAUCCAAAAACAGAUUUCCCCAAUUGACUGAGAAGCGAUGGCACAUUCUCUAAUCUCACCUCCGGCUACUGCGACAACGCCAAUCUCAGCAAGGACCAAGACCAACACCCAUUUUCCGUCGUCUCUCAAAGUCAAGGCUUGCCAUCAAGUUUCAGAUGGCCCUAACAAACUUGUUCACCGCAGGGCUGCGGGUUUGGGUUUGGUCGGUGCUGUGCUCAGCUUCGUGGUAGGCGACCGGAAUGCAAAUGCAGCUGCAAGAAGGCCUCCACCGCCUCCGGUUGAUGAGAAAAAAGAGAAGAAGGAUCCCAAUGUGAGUGGUGUGCUUGCAAAAGUGUUGGCUAGCAAAAAGAGAAAGGAAGCCAUGAAGGAAGCCGUGUCCAAGCUAAGAGAGAAAGGGAAGCCUAUUCAGGAGUAAUCUGAUUACUUCUUUUAGAAGUACUGCUUGUCAUUGUUCAGAAACUACAGAGAUUUUCUUGAAUGAAAGACGGACUUGUCUAGAUUAAUUAAACGUUGUGUUUGACGUAAUUUGAUUCAUCUUCACGAGCUCUUUUUGUAUGCAUGUAUGUUGGUGCCAAAACAGAGGUCUAUCUUGGUAUUUAUUCCAGAUCAUGAAGAAUAAAAAUUGUAUGGUUGAGAAUG